Molecule: messenger RNA, 2158 nt
Organism: Columba livia (rock pigeon)
Lineage: Eukaryota; Metazoa; Chordata; Aves; Columbiformes; Columbidae
Gene: SLC22A3
Product: solute carrier family 22 member 3
Exons: 11
Coding region: 321-1970 (549 amino acids)
Biological process (GO): transmembrane transport
Cellular component (GO): membrane
Molecular function (GO): transmembrane transporter activity
Source: RefSeq, a predicted model, not a curated record
UUAAAUGGCACUCCUCCCCGCUGUGUGUGAGCCCCACGCCACUUGACAUGCCCUGAGCCUCCGCAUGUGUGCCUGUGUGUGUGUUUGGGUGCCCGCUUGCAUGUCUACUGGCAGCUUUGCCCUCUUCCCGCCCCACUCAUGUCACUGGCGCUGCACACCUGCGUGUCUGUGUGUCUGUGUGUCUGUGCGCACAUGAGAGGAGAGGAGCGAGGGGAGGUGAGACAGUCACCUUUAUAGGAAGCACCAGCAUUUGUUGCAAAGUGUGAAAACAAACUCUGCCACCUCUUGGACUGCUCUGAGUGGACAGAUCGCCUCACAUAAUGCCAUCUUUUGAUGAAGUUUUGAAGGAAGCGGGGGAGUUUGGAAGAUUUCAAAAGAGAGUCUUUUUCCUCCUUUGCCAGACAGGCAUAACUUUUUCUUUCCUGUUUGCCAGCAUGGUUUUCCUUGGGCCGGCACCGGAUGGCUACUGGUGCAGGAUCCCUGGGGCAGCUGAAUUAAGCGAACGAUGUGGCUGGACGCUGGAAGAGGAAGAAAACCUUACGGUACUGCCCCUGCGCCUGGCGAAUGGGUCCUCCAGCGGAAAGUGUGAGAGGCUGGACAUUGUGUGGGACAACUCCGUCAGCUGCACCAGCCCGCUCACCCGCUACGGCAAUCACAGCGUGAGCAAUCUGCCACUUGCUGCAUGUCACGAUAACUGGGUGUACAAACAGCCCCACUCGUCCAUCGUCAGCGAGUAUAACCUAGUGUGCAGCAAUGCCUGGAUGCUGGAUCUCUCACAGGCUAUCCUCAGUCUGGGCUUUCUGACCGGCUCAUUCACCCUGGGCUACGCUGCAGACAGAUAUGGAAGACUCCUCAUCUACCUGCUCUCCUGUCUCGGGGUUGGGAUAUGUGGUAUCAUAGUGGCAUUUUCACCAAACUUUACUGUAUUUUUGAUCUUCCGUUUUCUCCAAGGCAUGUUUGGCAAGGGAACCUGGAUGACAUGCUACGUGAUUGUCACAGAGAUUGUUGGUUCAGACCAGCGGAUUGUUGGGAUCGUGAUUCAGGUGUUCUUCACCCUGGGAAUUAUGAUUCUCCCUGGAAUUGCAUACUUGGUUCCCACCUGGCAGGGGAUCCAGCUGGUCAUUUCACUACCCAACUUCCUCUUCCUGCUCUAUUACUGGGUGGUUCCCGAAUCUCCACGUUGGCUCCUGACACGAAAAAAAGGAGAGAAGGCAUUAAAAAUCAUGCAUAACAUUGCAAAACACAAUGGGAAAUAUCUCUCACCACAUUACUCAGAGAUCACUAUUAGCAAUGAGGAAGUCAGCAACCCCUCCUUUCUUGACCUGGUGAGGACUCCCAGGAUGAGAAGAAACACGCUCAUCUUUAUGUACGCAUGGUUCACAAGUGCCCUGAUCUACCAAGGGCUUGUCAUGCGCCUAGGAAUUGUCGGAGGAAACCUGUACCUAGACUUCUUCAUCUCAGGAGCAGUGGAGCUGCCUGCUGCACUUCUAAUUUUACUGACAAUUGAUCGCAUUGGCCGGCGUCUUCCCUUUGGAAUAAGCAAUAUUGUGGCAGGAAUUGCAUGCCUCAUUACUGCCUUCUUGCCAGAAGAUAUGCCAUGGCUCAAAACGACGGUUGCCACGCUGGGAAGACUGGGCAUCACCAUGUCUUUUGAAAUUGUCUAUCUUGUGAACAGUGAACUGUACCCUACGACACUGAGAAACUUUGGCGUUUCCCUGUGCUCGAGUUUGUGUGACCUAGGUGGGAUCAUAGCCCCGUUCCUGCUUUUCCGAUUAGCAGCCAUUUGGUUGGAGCUACCUCUAAUUAUUUUCAGUAUUCUUGCAGUUGUCUGUGGGCUCCUAGUAUUUCUUUUACCAGAGACAAAGGGAAUCUCCUUACCAGAGACAGUGGAGGACGUGGAGCAAAUUUCAAGUCACUUUGGUAAAUGUGGCAAGAAACAGAAACACCGGGACACCAACUCUUAUAUUUGAACUUUGAAGGACCGCACUGUGCAAAGAACCAUUUUCCCAUACUGGGAAUUUGUUCUCCACCUGCCACUACUUCAAAAUUUGCUGCAGAAUAUGGAUUGAGCUCCAUGUUCUUCUUCUGAGCACAAGGACAUUUAAAACAAGCAGUGUAUUUUUCUAUAAAUACGUAAUAAAUUCAUUUUUUCUGAGUA